UUGUAGCUGAAGGCAGCGCGCUCAACAGCUUCGACACUUUCCGCCCAUUUCCGCCAUUGCAUCGUCUUGCUAUUUGCCUCCAUUUUACUCCCGUGUGUAUGUGUGCGUGCGCAGUGUUGGUGGAAGCUGGAAAGACAACAGGACGAAAGGACGAGAAAUACCUGCAGACAUGGACGGAAUCAGCGAUGUUGCAGUUGGAGUGAAGAGAGGAUCAGAUGAGCUGAGUAUGUACAACAGUCCCAACUCAGGCAUGAGCAGUAUCAGUGACGGGGCUUCCAAUGGCAGUGACAGUAAAAAGCUGAGGGUGGAGGAGGCCCCACCAUCUCGUGUGCUCCACAUCAGGAAACUGCCCAACGAGGCCUCAGAAACCGAAGUCAUCGCCCUUGGCUUGCCUUUUGGCAAAGUUACCAAUAUCCUCACACUGAAGGGGAAGAACCAGGCGUUCUUGGAGAUGGGGACGGAGGAGACAGCCAUCACUAUGGUUAACUACUACACCACUGUAACUCCUCACAUCCGCAAUGUCCCUGUCUUUAUUCAGUACUCCAAUCACAAAGAACUCAAAACGGAUGCUGGCAAUCAGCGGACCCAGGCGGUGCUUCAGGCCGUGUCGGCGGUCCAGUCCGGCGGUUCACCCAGCUCAGAUGUACAGGAGGCUCUGGCUGCAGCCUCCAGUCCUGUGCUGCGGAUCAUCAUUGACAACAUGUUCUACCCUGUAACGCUGGAUGUGCUGCAACAGAUUUUCUCCAAGUUUGGCACAGUCAUGAAGAUAAUCACAUUCACCAAGAACAAUCAGUUCCAGGCCCUUCUGCAGUUCAGCGAUCCUGUCAAUGCACAGCAGGCCAAACUGGCGCUGGAUGGCCAGAACAUCUACAACUCGUGUUGCACGCUGCGUAUUGACUUCUCCAAGCUGGUCAGCCUGAAUGUCAAGUACAACAACGAUAAGAGUCGCGACUACACGCGGCCCGAGCUGCCUGCUGGUGACGGCCAGCCCAGCAUCGACCCCUCGGUGGCUGCUGCCUUCACCAAAGACUCCAACUCCCUCCUCGGUAAGAUCCCAGGAGCCCUGAACCCUCUCAGCGCGGCGGCGGCCGCAGCUGCUGCUGCAGGGAGGGUGGCCCUCGCUGGACAGGCGGGCUCCAGCGGGGUCCUGCUGGUCAGCAACCUCAACGAGGAGAUGGUUACGCCCCAAAGUCUGUUUACCCUCUUCGGAGUGUACGGCGAUGUCCAGAGGGUGAAGAUCCUUUACAAUAAGAAGGACAGCGCUCUCAUUCAGAUGUCCGAUGCCAACCAGGCCCAGCUAGCAAUGAGCCACCUGAAUGGCCAAAAGAUGUACGGGAAGAUCAUCCGGGUGACGCUGUCCAAGCACCAGACGGUGGCGCUGCCCCGUGACGGCCUGGACGACCAGGGCCUGACCAAGGACUACGCCAACUCCCCACUUCACCGCUUCAAGAAACCUGGCUCCAAGAAUUUCCAGAACAUCUUCCCGCCAUCUGCCACCCUUCACCUCUCCAACGUCCCACAAGAUGUGACGGAGGAUGACCUGCGGCUGCUCUUCUCCAACGCUGGAGGCACUGUGAAAGCAUUCAAGUUUUUCCAGGAUCGCAAAAUGGCUCUGAUCCAGAUGUCAACAGUGGAGGAGGCCAUCCAGGCCCUGAUUGACCUGCACAACUACAACAUGGGAGGCAACCAGCACCUGAGAGUCUCCUUCUCCAAGUCCACCAUCUAGAGAUCUCACCCACAGCGUGUGGGAAACCUUACAGACUGUGUCUGGACACUGGGGCGUGGGAUCAGUUGUGGUGUUGGGGUUUUGUUGAUCCUGUCAUUCCUGGAGAGAGACUGACAUUUUUGACUCACAUCCUUUUUUAAAGAGAAGAAUUGAGUAUGUUUCAGAUACUGGAUCCUCCCAGCUAUUCUUAACUGUACCUCUGUAUUUUUAUGUCAAACACAAUAUUACAUGAUUGAUUGCCCCCCUGUAUGACAGUUUGAUGUAGGUCAAUGUUUAAUUCUUUAUUUAGUUGGAAAGAUACAGUACUUAUGUGCCUUACUUGACAAUAUCAACCAUUUCUACAGCUGGACAUGGUCACUCAUUACUCUGCUAUGCUUCUGAGGCACAUUGGUAUUGGCUAUUUUUGGGGUUAGUGAGAAUGCAAGCUGUGUUGUCAUCCUCUAGACUUUGUUACAGUUUCCCUUUUAGUUUAUCAACGGAAGAGGCAACAUGUUAGAGUUUUGCAGCAUCCUGUGCCUGGCAGCUUCACUUGAAUUCCAUUAUUCCACGAGUACGCUCAGUGUGAGACUGUUCUCCCUAGUUUUGAAUUCACAUAAUGCCACAUAUCACGGUGGGAUUUCUUUAUCUGUGUUUUGAAGCCUUCUGUGCUUUUCUUCUUGGCAGUGAGGUGUAAUUUUCAGUGACACUGGUUUUCUAAGCAUGUUUAGUUAUGAUAGGAUCUCCCAUCAGAAUGUGUUGCAUGCUGUGGAAGCAGUUAGAAGAGGAGUCCACUGUGAUUUUAUUGUCAAGUGACCGUUUACUAGAGAGGGCUACUCAGUUGGACCAAAGUUUCUGUGCCUUUUAGUGUUUCUUGAAUUCAUUUGAACUAAAAGCAUUAGAACACACUGUCGGCCAGAAUUAUAAGUGGUGAGUUAAUUCCCAUUUUUUUAAUGACCCAACAGGACCUCUUGCUCAGAAAUAAGAUAGUAAUGUGUAUUUUUUUCUUCUUCCAAGUCUGCUUUUAUACAGCUCAAAAUGUAAGGAUUUGGUUAAGUUCUGAAGAGGCACAAUUAAAGGAUGAAUUAUUUUCUAAAAUGGGGAGAUGCGCCUUGGUUUCCUGCUUUUUGAGUUUUCCCUAUCAUGGUCUCUCUCGUGUAUUCUGCAUUACGUCUGUAGCAUGCUUAAUAAAACUAUUCUGUAGCUCUGCAUUCA
This is a messenger RNA of Etheostoma spectabile (orangethroat darter), 2917 nucleotides long. Its product is annotated as polypyrimidine tract-binding protein 2. Bases 170 to 1726 code for a protein of 518 amino acids. Lineage: Eukaryota; Metazoa; Chordata; Actinopteri; Perciformes; Percidae. The transcript has 14 exons. Gene Ontology annotation, molecular function: RNA binding. Gene Ontology annotation, cellular component: nucleus. Gene Ontology annotation, biological process: mRNA processing. The record is from RefSeq and is a predicted model, not a curated record.